AUGCAUCCAGAGGAACCGCCCGGCAAAAACUCACUGCCAACCUGGCUCCAUUUCAACUCCCACGACCUCAAAACCCUCUUUCGCUGUGUAGCCGCAACAUGGGUGGCCACCAUCCUGAUGUUCAUCCAUCCCACUCUGCGGACCAUCGGGACAGCCACGUUUUUCGGAUGUCUGGUCCUGUUCAUUAACCCCCCCUCCGGCAUCGUCUUCAUCUUCAUCCUCGGGACGUUGACCCUGCUGAUUGGAAUGGCCCUCGCCUGGGCCUGGGGCGUCCUCACCAUGAAAGCCGCGCUGGCCGCUCGUCCCCAGACGGAGGCUCUGGCCCGUCUGCAGGCGCUCGGACAGGAGGCUGCCAGGCAGGCGAAUGCCACCGGCCAGGGUGUGGCCAGCGUGCAGCAGCAGCUCGUGUACGACGGGUUCAUGCUUGAUGCGCGGGUCUCGGUGAUUUACUUUGUUAUGAUUUGCGCCCGGCUGCGCGCCGCGAAUCCCAAGUUCACGCUCGUCCAGAUCUUCGGCACGAUCAUCGCCGACCUGUUCUUGACGAUUGGGCCGCUGCUGCCUUCGUUUCGGGGCACGCUGCCCAAGGUUCUGAUCAUCCCUGCUGCGAUUGGCGCCGGACUGGGUCUUGUUGCCUCGUUGCUGCUCUUCCCGCAGUCGACGUCGCAUGCUGUUCUGGCCGGCAUGCAGGCCUUGGUCGAGUUGACGAAGCAGCCGCUCAGGUUGACGACGGAGAGGUUUGCGGCCGCCGCUCGCGGCGAGGAUCUGGAUUUGAAGUCCUUGUUGGCGAUCAAGGGCCAGCUCAUCGCCGGAUACAAGGCCAUCGAGCCGGCGAUGGGGUUCCUGCCGUUGGAUUUCUCGCGCGGCCGGUGGAACGCGGCCGAUGUGAAGAGCUUGAGGCAGCCUGUGCGGCAGGUUCUGGUGAGCACUGUGUUGCUGCUGGAUUAUCAUAUCAACCGGUUGAGCGCGCAGGCCAGCGUGGACAGAGUCCGGGCUGUGUCCAAGGCGGGGACGCCCUCGGACGGGCCCCUGCAAGAUGGCAAGGAGGAAAAAGAGCAACCGCAGGAAGUCGGACACCGGCAGAUGAUGGAGAGCUGGGAUAUGAUUGAAGCAAUGACGAGUCCCGAGUCGGAGGCGCUGCGGUCCGGGACUGAUGCCAUUCUGCGUGAAUCCAGCGGGGAGAUUCUCCAGGUGUGCGAGGAGGUGGCCAGCAUGGCGGUGGAGUGCAUCCACACGGUCAACUCGCAUCGCUGGCUUGGAUCGCGGGCCGCGGAUCGGUUGGACGAGUGCCAGGAACUCCUGAAGAAGCUGCGUGCGGCCCGAACCUCCUUUGCCGAGCAGACCACCGAGAAGCUGAUCGAGAGACACGGCGAGAUCUUCGACGAGACCGGGAGCCUCAAGCGCCUCGACACCAUUGGCGGCACGUCCAUCAGCAGCGUCAUGGUCGGCCUGGCCUUUGAGGAGCUUGUCAUCUCCGUCGCGGACGCUCUUGACCAGUUCCUGUCGCAGAUCGUGGCUCUCCUCGAGGCCCGGCCGAAGCCGCGCCUGUGGGUUCCCACCAGCAUCGAAUACGCCGUGGGCUGGGUGCUGCGGCGGAACGCUCGCGCUCCCGUCGCGGGACAAUCGUCCGACACGGACCCGGACGAUACGGCAGUGGCCCAGGCGGACGAGACGCAGCAGCUCUUCCGCCGGAUCAGCCGGGGAUACCGCGUCAAGCAGCGGAGUGGCCUUGGCCGAGUGGUGCUGGGCACGUACCACUGGUUUACCAGCGCCGAGGGUCUUUUCGCCUUGCGCAUGGUCAUCCUGACGAUCGCCCUGGCGGUGCCGGCCGUCAUUCCGUCGAGUUCGGGAUUUUACUACCGGGAAAAGGGCCUCUGGGGACUCAUCAUGGGGCAGACCACGCUGCUGGUGUACAUGGCCGACUUUACCUUUUCGCUCAUCUCCCGCGCCGCUGGCACGGUUGUUGGGGGUGUGGUAGGACUGGUGGCGUGGUAUAUCGGCUCCGGACAUGGGCCGGGCAAUCCGUACGGACUGGCUGCCAUCUCGGCUCCGGUGAUUGUGAUCUUCAUGUGGGGACGACUAUUUCUCAGUCCGGCGCUGCUGCAAGCGACCAUCAUGAGCGCCGCAACGUUUUUCCUCGUCCUCGGAUACAGCUUCGACGACACCCAUAUACCCCAAUACGGCAAUCCCGGCGUCGCCUACAACGUCUUCUGGCGCCGUCUUGUCCUGGUCUUUGUCGGCUUCGCCGCCGCGCUGAUCGUCCAGAUCUUCCCGCACCCCCCGUCGGCAGCCCGACACAUCUGCACGUCGCUGUCCAACACCCUCCGCCGCCUGACGGACCACUACGCCCUCCUGCUCUCCUGCUGGGCGCGCCCCAACAACGACGGGCGCAUGGCGGAGCAGCUCUCCAUCGAGGUCGCGGAGCGUCUCGCCGCCCUGAACGGCCCCAUCGCCCUGCUCGGUCUGGAGUUCUCCAGCUCCCGCUUCGACAGCGCCAGUCUGCGGCAGGUGCAGUCGCUCUGCCAGACGCUCAACCAGAACCUGGGCCGGCUGCUGCUGCUGUCCGCGACGCUGCCGGUCGAGCUGCAGGAACGGCUGGCGCGGACGUCCGGGGUGCUGGAGCAGCGCAGCAUCGCGGACGUCAUGGCCGUGCUGGGGGUUGUGGCGCAGGCGAUCAAGACGGGGGAUGCGCUGCCGGAGGUGCUGCCGACGCCGGUGACGAAACGCUGCUACGAGUAUUGGCGCGGGGCGCAGUUGACGGAGGUGAUGCCCUUGCAGACGGACCUGAUCAGGGAGAAGGCGUAUCGCCGGUACUGUGUGGCGGUGAUGGCGUAUGUGAGGGUGUUGGCGGCGGUGGAUGAGUUGGUGAUGGUGGUCAAGGGGACAUCAAUGAAAAUGAACUUCACCAUCAUCAACGGCCAAAUCUACACCCCCGGGCUGGCCAUCAUCGAUGCGCCCCAGCCAUACACUCCUCUGGGCGGAGCCCUCGACAUCUCCGGCAACGGCAAGCUCUGGCCCCCGGACUCCUCCUCCUCUUCCACCCUCGACUCCCUAACCCUCUUCCUCACCUCCUACACCACCUCCAAGAACCUGACCAUCUCAAACGGCACAACCCCAAAAACCAAUAGUGCCGGCUUCGUCGGGCCCGUUCUCGAGCUCGAGCCCGCGUCGACGGUCAAGCAUGUCAACUGGGUCUGGCCGGAUUGUUUAGCGGGCGAGGGGGAUCAAAGUCCCCGGGGGAGGUACAAUGUGUCUGUUCAUCAGGGGUUCAGGGUUAACGGGACGAGGUUCUAUACUGUGUUUGAUUUGCCGAUUGAGGUGAGCAAUUCGAUUGCGGAGCGGGAUGGGAGGGUGAGCUGUGGGGGGUUGGAGAAUGGGGUGCUGGAUGCGGCGGUUGUUGCGCAGAGUAAUGCGUCGUUGACGGCGUCGCCGUGGUUGGGGGGUGUCGAGGGGGAGAGUGAGAGUGGGCAGACGAGUGAUGCGUGUACAAUGAGAUAUGGAGUCAAGGGGAUGGUGGUGAUGCUGCUGCUGGGGGUGGCUUUGUUGUAG
Molecule: messenger RNA, 3546 nt
Organism: Aspergillus thermomutatus
Lineage: Eukaryota; Fungi; Ascomycota; Eurotiomycetes; Eurotiales; Aspergillaceae
Exons: 6
Coding region: 1-3546 (1181 amino acids)
Source: RefSeq, a predicted model, not a curated record